AUGUCUUCAGCCGCUCUCUCCGGCAAAGUCGCCAUCAUCACCGGCGGUUCCAAGGGCAUCGGCGCCAGCACCGCAACUGCACUGGUCAAACUCGGAGCAAAGGUCGUCAUCAACUACGGGCAUGACUCCGCCGCCGCAGAGAGCCUAGUCUCCCGCCUGGGCGGCGCUGACCACGCCAUCGCCGUGCAAGCCGACGCCGGUAGCAUCACAGGCGUCGAAACGCUCGUCAAAUGCGCCGUCGACAAGUUCGGCAAAAUCGACAUCCUGAUCCCCAACGCGGGAAUCCUGCCCAUGAAGACCGUCGAAGCCACCACAGAAGCGGACUUCGACCGGGCGUUCAACCUGAACGUCAAAGGCCCGUACUUCCUCGUCCAAAAGGCUCUGCCGUACAUGGCUCGCGGCAGCAGGAUCGUCCUGCUCUCGACGACGCAGUGCCACGCGUCAACGGUCACGCCGCCCUACACGUUGUACUGCGCGACCAAGGGUGCAAUCGAGCAAAUGGUUCGGACGAUGAGUAAAGACCUCCAAGCCAGCAAGGGGAUCAGUGUGAAUGCCGUCGCGCCGGGGCCGACUGGGACGGACUUGUUCAUGGAAGGGAAGAGCGAGCAGCUCCUCAAAAUGAUCGCAAGCAUGAACCCGAAUAAUCGCAUAGGAACACCCGAGGAAGUGGCGGAUGCCAUCGUGCUCAUUUGCCGGCACGAGGCAAGAUGGGUCAGCGGACAGACUAUCAAGGUGAAUGGUGGUCAGGCAUAA
Molecule: messenger RNA, 753 nt
Organism: Exophiala xenobiotica
Lineage: Eukaryota; Fungi; Ascomycota; Eurotiomycetes; Chaetothyriales; Herpotrichiellaceae
Exons: 1
Coding region: 1-753 (250 amino acids)
Source: RefSeq, a predicted model, not a curated record